Messenger RNA from Prosopis cineraria, 3281 nucleotides. RefSeq names its product subtilisin-like protease SBT1.6. Bases 203 to 2506 code for a protein of 767 amino acids. Lineage: Eukaryota; Viridiplantae; Streptophyta; Magnoliopsida; Fabales; Fabaceae. The transcript is spliced from 2 exons. The record is from RefSeq and is a predicted model, not a curated record. Gene Ontology annotation, molecular function: serine-type endopeptidase activity. Gene Ontology annotation, biological process: proteolysis.
GUUAAAUCAUUCUCAAUGAGGCCCAAAAAAGUUAAUUACAGUCAGUAAAUCCAAAGUCAUGUGGCAACAAGGGCAAGACAAAACACGAUUCCUUUAAGGUCCACCCCCGUCCACACACCACCCAACAAUAUCUUCCAAUAUACUGAAGUGUCACUGCACUUCUGCUCCUCCGCUCUCCCACUUCCAAGUACUGCCUUCAAAAAUGGCUCCUUUUCUUCUAUGCCUUCUCUUCUUUUUCACCCCCGGUUUCGUUCUUUCCGCUCCUCAGUCUUCCAAAACCUUCAUCUUUCGAGUCAAUUCUGAAACCAAGCCCUCCGUUUUUCCUACUCACUACCACUGGUAUUCCUCUGAGUUUGCCGAACCCACCAGCAUUCUUCAUGUUUACGAGAAUGUGUUCCAUGGGUUUUCCGCGCAUCUUACGCAGGACCGAGUUUCUUCCAUUUCCAACCACCCCUCCGUGCUCUCCGUCUUCGAGGAUCGUCGCCGUUCCCUUCACACCACUCGCUCCCCGCAGUUUCUCGGCCUUCGAACCCAGCGAGGUCUAUGGUCAGAAUCCGACUACGGUUCUGACGUCAUCAUCGGUAUCUUCGACACAGGAAUCUGGCCGGAGCACCGGAGCUUCUCUGAUUUGAAUUUGGGCCCGGUUCCGCGACGCUGGAAAGGGGUUUGCGAGGCUGGAGUCAAGUUCACUGCAAGAAACUGCAACAAGAAAUUAAUCGGUGCGAGAUAUUUCUCCAAAGGUCGCGAAGCUGGUGCGACCUCUCCGGGUCCGAUGAACCCAAUCAACGACACCGUUGAAUUCCGAUCGCCGAGGGACGCCGACGGUCAUGGAACGCACACGGCCUCUACGGCGGCUGGCCGGUACGCUUUUAGGGCAAGCAUGUCUGGUUAUGCUUCGGGAAUUGCAAAGGGCGUGGCCCCUAAAGCGCGACUGGCGGUGUACAAGGUAUGCUGGAAGAACUCGGGUUGCUUCGAUUCUGAUAUUCUAGCCGCAUUCGACACCGCUGUAGCAGACGGCGUCGAUGUGAUUUCCCUCUCUAUUGGCGGUGGUGACGGCGUCGUUUCACCUUUCUAUCUCGAUCCCAUCGCAAUUGGGUCAUACGGUGCCGUUUCCAGAGGUGUUUUCGUGUCCACUUCAGCUGGGAACGACGGGCCUAGUGGAAUGUCAGUGACGAACUCAGCUCCGUGGUUGACCACCGUUGGAGCGGGAACUAUUGAUCGGGAUUUUCCAGCACAGGUGAUUCUCGGCGAUGGUCGUAAACUCUCCGGUGUGUCGUUAUACUCUGGAAAGCCAUUGAAUGGUAAGAUGUAUGAACUUGUUUAUCCAGGCAAGUCUGGGCUUCUUGUUGAUUCACUCUGUAUGGAAAACUCACUCGACCCCAAAAUCGUAAAGGGAAAGAUCGUGGUUUGUGAUAGAGGAAGUAGCCCUAGAGUUGUUAAAGGACUUGAGGUGAAGAAAGCCGGUGGGAUUGGAAUGAUUCUGACGAAUGGUAUUUCUAACGGGGAAGGUGUCGUCGGAGAUGCUCACGUUCUUCCUGCAUGUGCAGUUGGUGCUGCUGAAGGAGAGUCUAUAAAAUCAUAUAUCAAAUCCUCUGUUAAUCCCACAGCCACCAUUGAUUUCAAAGGAACUAUGCUUGGAAUCAAGCCUGCACCAGUCGUGGCUUCGUUUUCAGCCAGAGGACCGUGUGGAUUGAACCCGCAGAUACUCAAACCGGAUUUGAUCGCACCAGGAGUGAACAUCCUCGCGGCUUGGACCAACGCGGUUGGUCCUUCUGGUUUAGACGCUGAUUCAAGAAGAACAGAGUUUAACAUCUUGUCGGGCACUUCAAUGGCUUGCCCGCAUGUAAGUGGAGCGGCGGCUUUGCUUAAAUCUGCACAUCCAGAUUGGAGUCCAGCUGCGAUAAGAUCAGCGCUGAUGACGACCGCAACUAUAUUUGAUAAUCGCAAUCAGCCCAUGAUUGAUGAGGCCACAGGGAACGCUUCUACGCCGUAUGAUUUUGGUUCUGGGAAUCUUAAUUUGGGUCUCGCCAUGGAUCCCGGGCUCGUAUAUGAUAUUUCUGGAAAUGAUUACGUUAACUACAUGUGCGCAAUCGGGUAUGUGGAGAACGAAAUUCAGGUGAUCACAAAGAUACCGGUGAAGUGUCCGGCUAGGAAGGCGGUGCCGGAGAAUUUGAAUUACCCGUCAUUUGUUGCUCUGUUUCCGAGCCCGUCCAAAGGGGUGUCAAGAAAGACGUUUAUUCGAACUGUGACGAACGUGGGAGCGGUGAAUUCGGCGUACAGAGUUAAAGUGGAGACGCAGCCAAAAGGGGUGAGUGUGAGCGUAAAGCCUGCAGAGCUUAUGUUUACGGAGGGUGUAAAAAAGCUUAGGUUCGCCGUGACGGUGACGGCAGAUACGCGGAAUGUGGUGGUGGGUCCGUCCGGAGCAGCUUUCGGGUCGGUUUCAUGGACGGAUGGGAAGCAUGUGGUCCGUAGUCCCGUAGUCAUUACUCAAGUAGUACCGUUAUAAACUCCGAUCAUGCCUUCUUGAUCGAGCCAAGCGAAGUGGAGAACGGUAGGGGUGGAAAAUUGGCAAUGACGUGACGUGCAUUUGGACGCUAGUGAGGGUUGGUACAAUCAGGUUGACAUUUGACGAUGGCGGCAACGUUAUGAUAGGCGAAAGUUGGGGGAAUUUUGUGGUCUAUCAGAUAAUUGAUACUAAAUUGACCUGUCAAAACUGACUCGUGGAUCUUUCAUUUUUUUUUUCCCUCCUUAGAGUCCAUUAGCUGGUUCGUGUUCAUUACUGUCUCUAAAUUCUGCCUUGCGCGACCAUCCUGAAUCGAUACCUCAUGUCUCUGGUGAAUGGAAGCACGAUAUGUUUUUUUUUUGGGUUGGAUUUUUCUGAUGUUUACAGCCUCUUAGAAGUCCGGCAUCCUGGGGAACUCUUUAGAGUCAUGUUACGGCGCGCCAUCCUCGUUCGUGACGAGCAGGGAUAAUAAAUGUAUGCAAAACCUGUCUGGAAGUUCCACGAGCAAUUACGUUCUCAAGGGGAUUUACAGCUACUCGUUCUGUGGAAACACCACUUUCUAUUAGCUGCAUAUAACACCUGAGUUGUUUUCGUAUGUCGUUGCUUGUGAUUCAUUAAUUGUCAAGAUAGAAAAUUACCUCAGCAACUGGAAAAACAAAUUAGUUUUCUUUUACUUUCUACUUUGUAUUACCUCAGCAGCCUGUCCUAGCAGGUUGGAACCGGUAUUAAGUGAUAGAAUACCAAAAUGAAAUUUUACAAGGCAUACAUAUUAUUCGCA